Molecule: messenger RNA, 1131 nt
Organism: Cherax quadricarinatus
Lineage: Eukaryota; Metazoa; Arthropoda; Malacostraca; Decapoda; Parastacidae
Source: RefSeq, a predicted model, not a curated record
CGGUGAUCGCGGCCGCGCUGGCGCAUGCGUUCACGGGAGGCUCGCUGGCGGGCCGGCCACCGUCGAAGCAGCGAGUCUCUGGGCCAACCCAGAGAAUCGCGAAUCGCGAGAUCGCGUUUAGUGUUUCCCUAACCAUCGUAAGCGAUGGAGGAGGAGCUACGGUGUCCCGUGUGUGCUAAUAUCUUCACAGAGCCCGUGCUCCUGCCUUGUUUACACGCCCUGUGUUUGAAGUGUGCAUGUAGUAUACAGCGUAGCGUGCAGGCACUGCUGGCUGAGCCUGUAGCAGGCCAGCAGGCAGGCCCUCCGGGCCAUGAUCCCGACCCUCCUGACGGAGGCGCUGACAGUGACAAAGCUUCCGUGUACAGUGAGACUGACAGCGGCGUGGUAGUCGCCUCCCGUCCCACGUCGUACGUCAGCAGUCCGGAGACGACGGUGACGUGUGAAGGCAGCGACGGUGGGCAGCAGCAACAGCAAGGUCAGCAGCAGGGUCAGCAGCAGCAGCAGCAGCAGGGUCAGCAGCAGCAGGGGGUGCGGUGCCCUGUGUGUGUGAAGGUGUCAGCACUCGGCCCCGGGGCAGCGGGUGACCUGCCCCGCUACACUGCCAUGACCCGCAUCAUCGCCCGUCAUCGGGGCGAUCCGGCACUGUCUGAGGCGCCGGCGGCAGUGCCAGCUUGCACCAGCGGCACUCCCGCCACCCUGCCGCCGUGUCAGCUGUGCGAGGGCCCGCCGCGCCCCGCCACCACAGAGUGCCACCAGUGCCAGAUCCUCUACUGUGGGCCCUGCCUCACCUCCUGCCACCCCUCCAGGGGGCCCCUGGCAACACACACUUUAGGGGCCGUCACCCCCCUGGGGGGCCAAAGCGUACCCGGUGGGUGCGAGGUGUGUGCAGUACACGGGGAGCGGCCCACCCUCUACUGCCUGGUGUGUAGGUGGUCCGGGUGCCGGGAGUGUGGCCCGGGCCACUCACAACACGAUCUACAACCCCUGGACAACCUCGCUAAGACUCAUAAGGUAGGGACUACCUCGCUAAGACUCAUAUAAGGCAGCAACAACCCUGGAAGACUCACAUGGCAGGGACAACUUGAAGACUCACGAGAUAGACACCUGGAGGACUAACAAGAUAGGGACAGU